This is a messenger RNA of Frankliniella occidentalis (western flower thrips), 4800 nucleotides long. Its product is annotated as zinc finger protein 431-like. The transcript is spliced from 4 exons. Bases 192 to 2639 code for a protein of 815 amino acids. The record is from RefSeq and is a predicted model, not a curated record. NCBI's taxonomy places the organism in Eukaryota, Metazoa, Arthropoda, Insecta, Thysanoptera, Thripidae. Gene Ontology annotation, cellular component: nucleus. Gene Ontology annotation, molecular function: zinc ion binding.
GGGCGACGCUAGCGUCCCGUCCCGGCCGCGGUGCCUCGCGGGGUUCGCGGCGCGGGGGUACACACAACAUAAAGGCGUUAUGGCGGAUGAGUGACCAUGGGGGGCGGGAGUGCUUCGCAGUAGAUUUUGGACUAUGAGGACUGUUGUAAACGACUGUUUUUGCUCGGAUUGUGUUGCCUGUUUCAAUCAAGAUGAACCUACAACAGACGUGUCGCCUAUGCUUAGGACAGGGAGGAGUCCUUUCUCCCAUUUUCCAGGAGUCCGUUGGGGGUGGCGAGGGCAGCCGAAGCGCGCCCCAGCCAGCCCAACCCCAGCCAACCCUGCCCCUCAGGAUCAUGGCCUGUGUGCCCAUCCAGGUUCUUGAAGGAGAUGCUCUCCCAGCACAGAUCUGCCAUAGGUGCUUGUAUCAAGUGGAGCGUUCUUAUGACUUUAAAGAGCAAUGUGUAACCUCAGAUAAAAUUCUUCGUCAGUAUGUUGCACAAACUCUUGAUCAAUCUAAGAAAAGACAUGAAGACUUACCCUCUGAUGGUGCAGCUUCUGCUGGAAAAAAGUUGCAUUCAUCAAAAGAAGAUAAAGUGGAUGGCACAUUCCAUGGGCUUGUGGAUUUGUCUUCGGUGAUAGAAGGUGGUCCAACCAAGAAAGCCAAGUUGUCAGAAGCUCACAAGGAGGUAAAAUUCAACAUUUUGCAGUCUAAACUUUCAGCUAUUAUUCACCAACGUCCAACUGUCUCACCUGAAGAGGAUGUGGAUUCUGGUCUUUUGGAAUCACUUGCUGAUUGUGAUGACCUCCAAGUAGUGAAAAGUGAAGGUGAAGGUGAGGCACAUCAAUAUGACAAAAUGGACGAUGACCUUUCUGAUAGAUCUGAUUCGUCUGAAGAUGAGAUACGUUUGCGUUGCAAAAUGUGCAAGGAUACAUUCCCUUUCAUUGAUAUUUUAGAGUCUCAUGAGGCUGCACAUGAUGCCAAUGACUCUCCCUACGCAUGCUCUAUUUGUGACAAGGUGUUCUCUGAAAGAAGUCUCUUAGAUGCUCAUUGGCAGGUCCAUAGUGGGGAAAAUCCUCUGCAGUGUCCUCUAUGUGAAACAGUCUUUUCUAGUGAAGACUUAAUGGAGAAUCACUUGGAGAGUCAUGAUUCCAGUCUUCCCUUCUCAUGUUUAACAUGUGACAAAGCGUAUGCCACUCGAUCAGAUCUGAUCAAGCACUCAGUCAUUCAUUCUGGCUUACGACCAUUCAAAUGUAAAAUUUGUCCCAAAGAGUUUGCCAGGAGCACAAAUUUCAACAAACACAUGAGAGUUCACAUUGGUCAGAAAUCUUUCUGUUGUAAUGAAUGUCCCAAAAUGUUCAGAACCAAAGGUGACUUGCAUCGGCAUGAAAUCAUUCAUACUGGUCAAAAGCCAUAUUCCUGUUCUUUGUGCAACUUAUCCUUCAACCGUAAAGAUAAACUGGUUCGACAUGAAAGGCUUCACUCUUCAGGGAAUCCUUUUAACCCCCAUGGUAUGAUGUUUAAAGGUGAUGAUCAGCCAGUGCAGGAGGAAGCAACUGAUCUAAGCAUGCCUUCUAAAAAAGAUGCAUUCAAUGAUCAGCAGUCUGAGAGCAUGGAGUUUAAUGAUGAUGAAAGUACUGUUGACACUGAGCCCGACAACCAGCUGCAAAUAUGCGAGGACCCUAUUGAUGAAGGCAAUUCUGAUAACCAAACUUGUGAUGCCCUUAAACACGAAGAAAGUGAAAAACAAGCAGGUGUUGAAUCAAUGGUUAUAAGCCUUGAUCCAUUUCAAAUGGAGCGAAUGGAUUCUAGCUUGAAAGAAUCAGACAUACCACCUAACUUUCCUUUGUCUUCCAUCAAGUCCGAGUAUGAGAAGGAAGAAUUUUCUCCCAAUGAGAAUGACAUGGAUGGUAAUAUCCAGGAAAAUACCAAGCCCUAUGCAUGCGAGUACUGCCCAAAGAAAUUUGCAGACAAGAGUUACAUGAAAACUCACCAACUCACACAUUUGGGUAUCCGACCUCAUGCAUGUAGCUACUGUGGUAAAGGAUUCUUUCGUAGACGAGAGCUGCUUCGUCAUGAAGCUGUGCACACAGGUAUCAAGCCUUUUACUUGCAAGACCUGUAAUAAAGCUUUUGCUCGAUCAGACAAACUUAUGCGUCAUGAACGUACACAUGGUGAACCAAAAAACUUUAAUUGCUCUCAGUGCCCUGCUGUAUUUUCACGCAAAGAUGAGUUGUCUAGGCAUGGAAUGUGUCAUACUGGUGAACGCCCACAUUGUUGCUCUCAGUGCUUUAAGUCCUUCUUCUCUCGCGCUGAGCUAACUAGACAUGAAAAAACACAUGCAGGUUUGAAGCCUUUUAAAUGUGACUAUUGUGACCAGUCUUUCCACCGUCGCGAUAAGUUAAAUCGCCAUGUUCGUACUCACUUGUCACCGGCUGCACCAUCAGCUGAUACAAACAUCCUAGGCACAGUCCAUCUUCAUGAUUUGUUGGCUGCUCAUUGUGGUCAGCACUUUGCUGCUGAAGUUCGUGUGAAAGAAGAGAAGGCUGAAGUAGGUGAUGAGCUGAAGGUGAGGGUUGAUGGUUCCAUUGAUGCUAGGGCCCUUGCUCGCCUUAACCAGAACCCUGAUAUUCAUCUUAUUCCAUUGAAGCAAAACUAAUGCACAGGAGCUGUUUUGUAAACAUUCCAUAUUUAUUUUAGUCAUCUAGCCCAAUGAUUUUCCUCGCAUUUUUCAUGCCUAUUUGGGUUUAUUUGUCUUUUUUUUUUCUAGGUACUAGUAGUCAGUUAAUUUGUUUGGUUAUUUUAGUAACAGUAACUUAUACUGUGAACUUUAUUUUGUUAGUAACUUACUGCACCAAAGUAUUCUCUCUUGUGAAGGCUGUUGAGUCUUCCAGCACAUUUUCUCAAGACUAGUCCACAGAAUGCAUACAUUCACUUUAGUUAUUAAGUCAUGUACCUAAGGUAUUAAAAAAAUGUUGUGUCUUUGAGUUUGUGUUGAGGUACUUCCUACACACAAUCUCUGUGAUAGUAAACUUUGCAGGGAUAGCUUAGCCUGAAUUCAGGUGCUCAAAGCAUCAGUGUUCCAUUGAAUGGGGUAAACUCACCAAGACCUAUGUGAGAUAUGUAACUUAUUUUUAUAUUUAUUUAAGUAUUUAUUUAUUUAUUCCUUUUUCUUCUCAAUUUCCAAAGGGAAGUUUGGCUUAAUUUAUGAUAUGUAUUCUAGUUAAAGCAAAGAUUUUGAUCAUUGUACUUUUGUGCAUUGGUCAGAUCUGCAAUAUUUGUUGUCAAAAGACAACUUAACAUUCCAAUUGAAUUUUUUCUUCUCAAAGCCAUUUUUAUGCUCAAGAAAGACUAAAUGUUUGUCGUUUUUACUGCGGAAAAGAGUAUCCUGAAAAGACUGCUAGUAUUGAUAAAUUAUGCCUUUAUUUAAGUCUUGAAACUCCAAACUUGUCUGAGAGGCCUAGGCAUAUCAUUAUGUUAUCAUGGUACUUAUGACUGAUUGUGCAGGCUUUUCCUUCCAUUCAGACCUAACAUUCCAUGGUAUUAAUUUCUUCCAAAGAUGAUUGCUCUCUGUACUAAGGAGAAUUUUUGAAACCAAAUUGUUAAGCCCAUGAUAUACCUGAAACAAAGAUUGACUGCCCACUACUAAUAUUUUUGAUACUGAAACAGUCUUUAGCAAAACAACCCCUAUUCUUAAGAACUAUUUUUAUACCCUUUUUUUUUUUUAAAGUUACGGUGUGUCUCAAGGUUGUGAACUUAUGACUCAAAAGUCUUUUUUUUUCUUUACACUCACCAAAGAUCUAAACAAGAUUUGAACAAAGAAGUCGGUUUCUGCCACUGUACAAAGAAUUCCUGUCUUUCCCAUUUCACGUUGGCAUUGUCCUCUCUACAUUUCCAUUAUAUUGUAUGUAACUACUUUAUUUAGCAUAGCAACCACUAAGUCAUCAUUGUCAUUGUUUCUCUCAUUUAUCACUAUUUUGGUUGUGAUGUUACAACAUUACGUACAUUCCUCUUCUAUUUUGUAUCAUGCUCUGCUAAACCAAAUAUUUUAUCUAACCAUGGCUACUUAUUUACCAAUGAAACAAUGUGUGUGCCUUAAUUCUGCGUCAUUAUCCAAAGCUAAUAUUUUGCUAGUCAGGCAUUGUUUAUUCAAACCUUUCACUGACUUGAAAGAAAGUCUCAGUUUGUCUUCCCUGAAUGUUUCUCAUACAUGUAUUAGAGUAGUACUCAAAAGGAACAGGAAAAUUUCUGUUGCUCUGACAUGUACCCCUUUGUUUUUUUGGAGCUCUAGUCGUUGAGGUUAAUAUAAGAUUUUGACAAAAUGUCUCUAGAAAUAGUUUUGCUUAAUUUGUGAACACUUUUCCUCUUAUUGUAUUUUUUAAAAAGUGUGAUUGCUCAUCCAGAAUGUCAUUUAAAAUGUUCCUGGAAUUCAAGUUCCUCCUUGGAUUCACACAUGAAUGGUUCAGUUUAAAUUUGUGCAUGUGUCUGUCUAUUGUUCAUUCCCUAACUUGUUAGUCUGUUGUGAGCAUGGACUAUGUUGCAAUCCCAAACCAGUAUUCAUCUGAGUCAAACUUGCUCAAUUUUUUAAUGGUCAAUGUAAUUUUGGUUUUUCUUUUCAAUUUCUUAAGGGAAGAAAGUUAAAUCAAUAUUUUCAGGAAUUGUCUAUGUAUGAUCAAAGGAAGAUAUUUUUCUAUUUGGUUGUAGUGCUUCCCAAUGGUGUGUUGUGCAUCAGUGUAAAUACUGUACAAAUGUGGUUGUGCACAAUGCAGUGAGUGUGUGAUGUAGUUCUAAUAAUUAUCAAAAAUAAACACACAGAUAAA